AGCGCGUCGCCAUCAAGAUCCUGGAUAAGGCCAAGCUGGACCAGAAGACGCGGCGCAUGGUGACGCGCGAGGUGGCCAACAUGGAGAGCGUGCACCACCCCAACAUCAUCCGGCUGUACGAGGUGGUGGAGACGUACUCCAAGCUGCAUCUGGUCCUGGAGUUCGCCGCGGGCGGGGAGCUCUACCACAAGAUCAGCACCCUGGGCCGGCUGCCGGAGCCGCAGGCCAAGGUCAUCUUCGGCCAGAUCGCCUCCGCCGUCCACUACCUGCACGGGCGAGGCAUCAUUCACAGGGACAUCAAGGCCGAGAACGUGUUCUGUGCCGGCCCAACCCUCGUCAAGCUUGGCGACUUCGGCUUCAGCACCGAGCUGACCGCGGGGAUGCAACAGCAGCUGAACACGUUCUGCGGGUCCCCGCCGUACGCCGCGCCGGAGCUGUUCCGGGACGAGUCGUACCGCGGCCCUCCCGUGGACACGUGGGCGCUGGGCGUGCUGCUGGCCUUCAUUGUGACGGGCCACAUGCCCUUCCAGGCGCCGACCGUCGCCUCACUCAAGCGCCACAUCCUGGAGGGGCACUUUAGCCUACCGGCGCACCUGUCCGACGAGUGUCAGGGACUCAUAGAGGCCAUCCUCAGGCAGACGCCGUCUGAACGUCUCACCAUGGAGCAGGUCUUGACGUCGGAGUGGCUCCGAGGCACUCCUCUCCCCAAAGCGGACGACGACCAAGGCGACUGGGUGACCCUCCCCACCAGAGUCAACGGCACGACGCCCGCCCCGGCGCCCGCCCCGGCGCCCGCCCCGACCAGCACGGCGGCCGAGGACGGCACCGCCCCGGCCGCGGUGCCAGCGUCGGCGACCCCUGCCCUGACGGACAUUGAGGUCCUGGCCCGCGAGCGGCUGGCCGCUCUGGGCAUCGGAGCCGCCCUGUUGCACGAGAACAUCGACAAGGGUGUGCGCUCGCCCGUCAUCGGCACGUACCGCCUCGCGGUGCACCGGCUGCAGAAGCAGGCCUCCUCGCACCCGCCCACCCCGGACACCCACCCCGGCGCACUCAACGGGGACUCCAACGGGCGAGCCGGCCAGGACGACGGCACUCCGGGACGGCACUCGCUGCAGGGCAACGGGGCUCUGUCGGGCGCAGCGUCGGCAGGCGGCGCAGCCCGGGGCCUCUUCCGCAAGGCCAAGUCGGCAGCUGCGCCCAAGCAGGAUAAGGAGAGCAACGGCGCGCACGCCACGGUCCGCUCCAGGACUUGCGUUCUGUUGUAGGCUAGGACUGUGCCGAAGUAGCCACGGCCGGCCGUCAUAUUGGAUUCCUCCUCUUUUUAUUAUUCGGAAAAUAGCUCAUUAUUAAAGGUGAAUCAAAUGGAGGGCGAGAUUCUCAACUGCCUACAAUUUGUGUCAUUCCGGUUGCAGCUUUUAUUCUACACAUUUUUUUUUCCUGAGUCAUUUUUUUUUUUUUCAAUUCAGUCUCUCUCUUUCUCUCUACUAGCACAUAAUUAAAUUUGUUGGUUCACAAAUGUUACCAAAAGCCGACUUCCCUCCUCCAAUUUUCAGUUGGGCAUGCAAAUUGCUCUAAUGUAUGCCCCUUUUUUCUUUAAACUGACUGUGUAUUUGCAAUUAGCUGAUGCAGGACGCAGGAGGAUAAUCAAAUAUUGCAGAGUGUGAAGA
Messenger RNA from Frankliniella occidentalis (western flower thrips), 1667 nucleotides. RefSeq names its product serine/threonine-protein kinase NIM1. Gene Ontology annotation, biological process: microtubule cytoskeleton organization; protein phosphorylation; intracellular signal transduction. The record is from RefSeq and is a predicted model, not a curated record. Gene Ontology annotation, cellular component: cytoplasm. Gene Ontology annotation, molecular function: tau-protein kinase activity; protein serine/threonine kinase activity; ATP binding. NCBI's taxonomy places the organism in Eukaryota, Metazoa, Arthropoda, Insecta, Thysanoptera, Thripidae.